This is a messenger RNA of Aspergillus ochraceoroseus IBT 24754, 1526 nucleotides long. RefSeq lists its product as uncharacterized. The record is from RefSeq and is a predicted model, not a curated record. NCBI's taxonomy places the organism in Eukaryota, Fungi, Ascomycota, Eurotiomycetes, Eurotiales, Aspergillaceae. The coding region runs from base 192 to 1439 and encodes 415 amino acids. The transcript is spliced from 3 exons.
GCCUUCUUAGAGGCAAGUUUUGAAGGUAAGAGGUUCUUUUAAUAACAUAAGCUCCCUAGUUAAAGACACAUUUAACAACAAUCAAUGUCAAACACACAGGGUUUUUCGCAAUUACUCUUACGGGAGUGAUUCGCCUACCCCGUUGAACUUUCGAGACAAGAACAGGCGAAUUCAACUCCUGACUUCCUGAAAUGGCCUAUACCAUGGACGCUGCCAUGGCUGACGCCUUGGGUCAUCUCAAUCGUAUCUCUUCGCAUCUUCGGAAGCAUGACCAGCACCAGGCUGCAAAUGAAAUUGGAAAAUUGAGCAUUAUGAUUGUCGAGGCUUUUUCUGAGGGUAUUGAACAAAUUCCUCCAAGCCACUUUGUCUUUGACGAUAUAGUAAAAGCCCCCACUCCGUUAUCUAUUACCCUUGAGAUCGAAACUAGGACUAAGCGCGAGCAGCAGGUCGAUCAGGAUCAGCAUAUCAUUCCCCACCAGGCAGUUUCUCGUGACGUGAUCCAGAAGCAGGCAGUCAUGGCUCUCAUGAACGAGGUCGAGAAAGACAAAAGAGAGACUGCCAAUAUCAUGAGUGGAGAACUGCAGCGUAUUCCAGCAGCCAAUGCAUCAACUAGGCCGCCUGGAAGCUGGGCCCAAGUUGCCAGUUCCUACUCCGGCCUUCAGGCCCCUCCCCCUUCUGAGGCAACCCAGUUCAUGUCACCAUUGUCAAUGACAUCUUGUUCUGCAUCUAAGAAGAGCCAGAAUAGCGAUGAUGACGGCGGUGAGUCGGCCACAGAGCCUGGAAUGCCUCUUACCUCACCGGGUUUGCCGGAGAUCCCUGAGGAAAAGGCAGGAAUCAUCCGCAUUUACGGAAGAAUUUCCAAGGAUGUUGUUCAAUUUGUCACUACUCGUAUUCACGAGGGGCCUUUACAGGACAUCCGUAUUGAAACCAACGAAAGAACUCGUGUUAUUUUCCAGCAUGCGUCCCACGCGCUUGCAUUUUUGAAAUCCAACCAAGAGAUGGAAGCUCUGCUUGGCUUUGGACGUUUUGGGUGUGGUUAUCACGUUGAACUGGCCGAGAUCGUCGAUUGGAAUGAAGACCAUCGUCGGAUGAACCAGCCGAUUAGAGAGCGUCGCCGCCUCUCCUUUGCGAGGAAGAGACUUUUUGCGGACAACAUGUCUCCCGAGAAGUGGAAGCACGAUAUCCGUGCUCUAGCAGGCCCUGGAAACAUUGACUUUCUUUGGGUGUUUAAUUCUGGUAACGCGACGGCCGUGUUCACGAGCACGAUUGUUGCUCGCAAGGUUUUGGAAGUGUUCAACAGAUGGAAGGAGGGUCGUAACGUCUACAGUGGUGUUUCGGUGACCUUCUCCUCGGACCCAUGUGAAAAGGAGCUGGUUUUAGUCAAAGAGACGAACCGCCCUAACAUUGCCAAGCACUUGGCUAGAAGAGCCAUCCGCUAGGGGUGGAAAUUUGUGUGUCUGCGGAUGGCGCUGGGGUAUCCCCUACACUGCACUCUUCUUUAGUGAGUAUUCAUUGGAAGGGAUAUG